Cricetulus griseus (Chinese hamster) is the source of this 3235-nucleotide messenger RNA. Lineage: Eukaryota; Metazoa; Chordata; Mammalia; Rodentia; Cricetidae. The record is from RefSeq and is a predicted model, not a curated record.
UGGGCUUUUCAGGGACUUUGGGUGGGUGUUGGGUUCUGCGGUGUGGGAGGGCUACCAGGUCACAGGACAAGCCAGAGUUCUCCUCAGUGAGCAGCGCGGACGGCUGCGGACCUCCCACACCUGCGAUCCAUGUCUCUCAUGGCCCCGCGGUCCCGCAUCGCUCCGCUUUGCAGCCUGAGAGCUUUCUAACAGCCUUAGUUCCCUCCUGCCCCCCAGGUCUUUCACAUCCUGUUACCUAAACCACGGCAAGAAUGACAUUACAACCAUAGGUACAUAUUUAAUCUUGUGCUACACCCUCAGGUGUUGCUCCUCAGCCUUUUGGGGCAUUCCCAGUUUCCUCUAAUGAGCCUCACGCCAACCCCCACAUGCUUUCCUCGUCUUCAGAUUUGUCUGCCUGGCUCCUACUCAGCGCGGAGCUUGGCUGUUCUCUCAGAGUGUCACUUUUUGCUCCCUUGCUUCAUGCACACGCUCAAAUGUCCGGAGGUCUUGCAACCUUUCCUCAGUCACUUCAUCCUUAGCAUUAUCUGGUCUACCUCAUGCCUGUGAGGGUGUUCCUUAGAUGCUUGGCUAACACUAGAGAUGCUAGAAGAGAUGCUCUGAACAUCUCUAGGGACAACAGGGAACGAGGCUGACCCAGAUAAGACCAUUUUGAACUGAAGGACGGAAAAGAGAUGCGGCAUUGUGUAUUCAGACAUUUGGCCGCCACACCUGGGACUCUGUAUGUACCCCAUGUGUAGGUGUGGAGCUGGCUGUGGCUGUGGCUCCACGCUCCAGGGGAGGGCGGCAAGGAGAACUUGUAUUGGGGCUGGGGGUGUGGCUCAGUUGUGCUUGGGUAGCAUGCUUGCUCCCUGACACCACAUAACCUGCUUGUGAUCCCAGCACAUCUGUGGCUAUACAGCAGGUUUGAGGUUAUUUUGGGCACGAGAAUCCUGCCUUGGGCCACAUCUGGAGGGAACAAACGGCAGGAGAAACUAAGGGUGACUGUAUUACCGCAGGCCUUGGGCAGGCUCCUCAGAGACAGUGGUAUAUAGUCCAAGCUGUGGUUCCUUGGAUGAGCCCCUCCCCUCCCCCAACCUCCUCUCAUGUGAUUUUUGUUCUGUGAACCAUCACUGCCUUUUGCCCUGUCGUGAAGUUCCCUUCCCCAAGAGACCUGGGACUCUGGUGUCGCUGGGGCUAUACCACCCAGAAACUCAAUACAGAACCUGUCAGAGGCCAAGCUGACCCCAGUCUUUGGUUCACUAGUUAUGAGUCUACAAAGCUCAGAAUGUUAGGUUUCAUGCUUAUGAUGCACGUGACUCAAGACUAAAGCCAUGCCAUUUUCUCUAAAUUUCCCUGUUUAUACAUCUCAGCUUUAUGACAGCUACAAGCCACAUGGGAGGGAAAUGUUGGCUGCUGAGCCCUGCCAAGAGGAUGGCAGAAGGCAGGUGUUUUUAAUCUUUCCUCCAGGGAGGACCUGUGCAAAGUAGUUCAUGCCUACUUUGAGAAGCUGAGGUAAUAGAUUUGCCACUAGUUCAAGGCUAUGCUAGACUACUCAAAAUGAUUAAAAAAACCAAGACACAGGUCCCAGAGUUGGGCAAGGACUUAGCUGAGAGGUUGUAGGCAACUCACUUUGCUCCUGAAACAUGGCUAUGUGAGCCUAGCUCAGGUGCUCUCUCCCCACAGGGCCUCAACUAUGUCGCACAGGUUGAGCUGUGUGCUGUUGUGCAGCCUUGUGGCCCUACUGCUCAGCUGCCUGCUCUUUCUGAAGGAACACACACCAGCAGGGAGCUCCAAGGCCCACCAACACUUAGGGGUGCUGCCAGGGCCCCAGCCCAGCCAGUGCUUACCCAACCUAGCAAUUGCUAACACCUCCCUGUCCCUGCCCAGCCGCCAUCGCCUCUUCUUAACCUAUCGACACUGCCGAAGCUUCUCGAUCUUGCUGGAGCCUUCUGUGUGUGCCAGGGACACCUUCCUGCUCCUGGUCAUCAAGUCACAGCCUGGCCAUAUUGAGCAGCGUGCAGCCAUUAGAAGCACUUGGGGCCGGGCUGGGAGCUGGACUAGGGGCCGGCAGCUGAAACUGGUGUUCCUCCUGGGGGUAGCAGGACCUGUGCCCCCAGCCCAGCUGCUGGCCUAUGAGAGUUGGCAGUUCAAUGACAUCCUACAGUGGGACUUUGCUGAGGAUUUCUUCAACCUGACACUGAAGGAGCUGCAUGUGCAGCGCUGGAUGGCAGCUGCCUGCACACAGGCCCACUUCAUACUAAAGGGAGACGAUGACGUCUUCAUCCAUGUUCCCAACGUGCUUGAGUUCCUGGAGGGUUGGGAUCCUGCCCAGGACCUCUUAGUGGGGGAUGUCAUCCACCAGGCCCAGCCUAACAGGAACAACAAAGUCAAAUACUUCAUCCCCUUCUCCAUGUACAGGGCCCACCACUAUCCACCUUAUGCAGGAGGAGGAGGCUAUGUUAUGUCCCAGACUACUGUGAGGCGUCUUCACACAGCCAUGGAAGAGGUAGAACUCUUCCCUAUCGAUGAUGUUUUUGUGGGAAUGUGCCUGAAAAAGCUGGGGGUGACCCCCACACACCAUGCUGGCUUCAAGACAUUUGGAAUCCAAAAGCCCCUGAACCCACGGGAUCCUUGCCUGUACAGAGGGCUCUUGCUGGUACAUCGUCUAAGCCCCCUGGAGAUGUGGACCAUGUGGGCACUGGUGACAGAUGAGAGGCUCAAGUGUGCAGCUACCCCUAAACCCUAGCCCUGAGGGAUAGGUUGGGCAACAGCUUUUAGUGACAGCGAUUUCCUAUCACAGAAUGAGAGCAGGUCCUUGCUGGUCAGUAGGAAACACUCUUCAUUUUUAUAAUACCACCAACCUUAUUCGAUUAAAAGUGCUGAAACCUGGCAAACUUACCCAGUGUGUGCUGAAUGGGAGUGUAUGCUCCCAGGAAGGCCCAGGGCCCUUACGACUCCCACCAUUUAGGCAGUGAAGAAAAAACAUUGCAUGAGAACCCCAAAGACUUUUCUUUUCGUUUUUAAUGCAAACACCAAACUUCUCUUCUUUUGGACACAGAAACUCGAAGGAAGGAAUAAGAAGCAUGAGUUGGAGAAGGCCCUGUGGGGGACACCACAGGUGAACACUGUCAUGCUCUGAUCUGAGAAACUCCUUAACUGAGCUGUGCUCACAGGGACAAAGGACAUUAUCAACACAAAUCUUACAAACCAGGCUCCCUUCUUUGGAGCAAACAUUAAAUUAUACUUGAAAAUAUGA